AUGGUGUUACGUAUACGGUUACUGAGGCCUCUACACUUACUAUUACGGAUUGGUAAGUUUCUUUAUCUCUUUUCCUUCCUUCCUUCCUUCCCUUUUCCCCUUCCCCUUAACCUUCCUAUCCCACGAAGCGAGAAUCACCAAAAAACAAAAGGAAACAAAGCAAAACACAACAAAACUAACACAUUCCCCCCCAACCCAGUCCCUGCACACAAACACGCGCCUCCCGGACUCAUCCUCACACCCGCCAUCCUCCCUCAACCCGGAUCCCUCCACAACAAACCCCUCACAACCCCGAGCCCCACUAACCCAGCCCUCCUCCCACUCAUCCCCCUCUCUUCCCUCCCUGCAUCUAUCCCCCCUCCUCAAUCUUUCCCAUCAAAUAAUGCUGAUAUACUCGCUGCGUCUAUUCUCCCUUCUGGUUCCCUCCCUCCUAAUAUUCCCGCUGCGUCUAUUACACCUUUGAAUAAUGCGGUGGGUUCUACCUCGUUUCAGGCUGUGCCGAGCGAAGUUGGUAGUGGUGGGUUUGGAAGUGGAAGUGGGAGUGGAACGAAUGAUGGUGCUGAUGCUGGAGGAAAUGGACCAGCGCAAUUUCUUGGAGCCGCUGGGCGGAGAGAGAUAGGAAGUCUGAUUGUAGGGAGUUUGGUGGUGGGGGUUAUGGGCUUGUUGGCUUUGUAG
This is a messenger RNA of Sclerotinia trifoliorum, 675 nucleotides long. Lineage: Eukaryota; Fungi; Ascomycota; Leotiomycetes; Helotiales; Sclerotiniaceae. The record is from the annotation of a GenBank genome assembly.